GUGUCCUUUAGUGACUUCUCCAAGGUCCCAUGGCUGGUCACCGAGCCCAACUCCCUUUUCCCCCUCCCUGGCCCCAGCCCAGCCUGCACUCUAUAACGUGGGCAGCAUUGGCACCAACUCCACAAAAGCAAGACAGGGGGCUAAUGAACUUCAAGUCUGCGCUUCUCCUCUAAUGCUGUGUGGCUUCUGCUCUCUCCUCUCAGCCCUUUAUCAUCGACGGGUUCAAGUUUGACCUACGGAUUUACGUGCUCAUGACAUCCUGUGACCCUCUCAGGGUUUUUGUGUACAAUGAAGGCCUGGCACGCUUCGCCACCACCUCUUACUCCCACCCCUGCACUGACAACCUGGAUGAUAUCUGCAUGCACCUGACAAAUUAUUCCAUCAAUAAGCACAGCUCCAAUUUCCUGCAAGAUGCUCACUGCGGCAGCAAGAGGAAGCUCUCCACCUUCAACGUGUACAUGAAGAGCCGUGGCUACAACGUGGAGCGGAUCUGGGGGGAUAUUGAUGACGUCAUCAUCAAGACCAUCAUCUCGGCGUACCCCAUCAUCAAGCACAACUACCACACCUGCUUCCCCCACCACACACUCAACAGCGCCUGCUUUGAAAUCCUGGGCUUUGACAUUUUGCUGGAUCACAAACUCAAGCCCUGGCUGCUGGAGGUCAACCACUCUCCGAGCUUCUCCACCGACUCCUGGUUGGAUAAGGAGGUCAAGGACACCUUGCUGUACGACACUUUGGGCCUGAUCAACCUGAGAAGCUGUGACAAAAAGAAAGUCUUGGAGGAGGAGAGACAACGGGGGCGGUCCCUGCAGCUGUGUCGUUCUCGGGAGACCAGGAUGGAGGAAGUCAAGGGUUUUCAGGCCGUGCGUGUGGAGAAAACGGAGAAGUAUGAAAAGGAAAACUGCGGAGGCUUCCGCCUGAUCUACCCCAGUGCAAACUCGGGGAAGUAUGACAAGUUUUUCCAGGACAACAACUCCCUGUUCCAGAACACCGUGGCCUCCAGGGCUCGGGAGGUGCACGCCCGGCAGCUGAUCCAGGAGCUGAGACUUAAACAGGAGAAGAAACCCUUCCAAAUGAAAGAGAAGAGGGUGGAAGUGCAGGGGGAAUCGGCAGGAGAGCAGGCGCGAGGCAAAGGCGUGAGGAGCUGGCCACAGAAACCACGGCAGAAAUGCAAGACCGCCACCAACCUGACCUCCAAACAACACCUCCAGCCCUUCACAUUAGUGUCCUGCCCACCUGACUUGCUCUCAAGUGUCAGAGACCCAAAGAAAGCCGAGACAGACAGCAGCCUCGACCAGGGGACCCCCAGGAAGGAGCCUGGCCCUGCUCCCUGUACGCUUCCCUCUGAAAGGCCUUACAGCUCGGUACCCGACUUGAGGAGUUCCAGCCUUCUCUGCUGCUCCAGGCCAGAGCUCAGGAAACCCAUCUCCAGAAUCAAGGAAGCCAAUCCCGCCUCUGCAGUGAACGCAGUCACCAGCACUGUGCCUCCAACCUCAGUAGAAAACUUUGCCGAAUCCACCAGCCAGGUCUCAGACUCCCCCGAAUCUCCGCUGAGCGUGACUGUGACAACCAGCUCUGAGUGCAGUAGCUCAGAGAUGGACAGGGUGGUCCCCUUUAAAUGCGAGCAGCAGCAGAGGCCUCGGCACCUUAUCCAGGAAAAAAUAUCGAAAAAGUCUCUGCCUACAAAAUCCCAGAGCUUCUUGGGGAAUCUGAAGCCAAGCUGGACUUUGCUAGAGAGUGGCAUGAAGAAGCAACGUCCGGUGUCAGAGCUGUUCACCAAGGUUCAGUUGAGGGAGAAGCUGUCCUUGUCCCCAGCUCACUUCAAUCCAAAACUGGUGCUGAGUGACCAGUCACAAAACCCCUCCCUGCCCCGGAAGUGCUUCUUCCACAGCCGAAGCUCUGGCGAGAAGAGGCAGCUGGAUGUGCCCUCCCUCCUCCUCUUGCAGAAUUCUCACGGCCAUGGUGUUUCUCUGAAAGAUCUGCUGGUGGUUGCCACUCCAGCCCGACUGGAUCCAAGGCCCUGCAGAAGCCACAAAGGUGUCAAGAGAGACCUGUGUAUACGGGAUCAGGAAGCACACAGUCACUGACUGAUCUCUGGUCAAAGAGGAUGUGAGGGGGAACUAGAAUCAGACUGGAUCUCUGCCAUUUUGUUCCUUUCCUCCUCUGACUCCCAGGAAAUGAUCUGUCUCUUCCAACAGUCUCUACGAUGUUCAGAGAAGCAACUGAAAGCUUUAUCUCCUCAUCUAGACAUCUUGGUCUUAUGACUACCUCCCAAAGCGCCACAGAGGCUAACAGCCUUAGCUUUUUGUGCCCUCCCGGUUAGCUUCCAGUGCCGCAGGACCAUGACUUCUGGGAGUUAUUGGUGCGGCUCCAGGACAUACUCCAGUUGCCCCACCAGUGGCAUUGCUCUGGGCCCUCACAUGGCACUGUCAUCCAGCACACGCCCAGGAAUAGGGCAAUAUGAAGAAGAGAGCGGUAUUGCAGAGAAAGACUUUUUCCAGGAGUCCAAAGCCCUCGGGGCACCAACAGGACUGUGUCAGUUGGUCCCCAAUUCCAGAGAGAAAAGACAAAGGGCUGGGCUUGAUGGAGAAUGCUGAGCCCUGAGUAAAGGAGCUGGGUUCUAACUUCACCAGGUAAAGACCAGACCUCCUCGCACACUCACACCUCAGUGCCCAAGCAUCCUCCUGCCACCUCCUUUGCCAGCCCCACUCAAAGUGCCAGCAAAGACAGAGGUGAGAUGAGAGUACCCAGCCUGCGGGUGUUUCUCCCACUGACCUGAAGAAAUGAUGCAUCUUCCCCUCAAGUGUGCAUUAAUAAAGUAAAUUGCGGGAGUUCCCUGGUGGCUCCGCAGGUUAAGGAGCCUACAGUCUCUACAAUGUCCACAGAAGCAACUGAAAGUUUUAUCUCCUCAUCUAGUGUAAAUAAUCCUGCAACAAACAUAGGGGUGCAUGUAUCUUUUUA
Phacochoerus africanus (Common warthog) is the source of this 2961-nucleotide messenger RNA. RefSeq names its product tubulin polyglutamylase TTLL6-like. Bases 252 to 2087 code for a protein of 611 amino acids. Gene Ontology annotation, biological process: microtubule cytoskeleton organization; protein polyglutamylation. The record is from RefSeq and is a predicted model, not a curated record. Gene Ontology annotation, molecular function: tubulin-glutamic acid ligase activity; tubulin binding. The transcript has 10 exons. Lineage: Eukaryota; Metazoa; Chordata; Mammalia; Artiodactyla; Suidae. Gene Ontology annotation, cellular component: cilium.